Molecule: messenger RNA, 1922 nt
Organism: Branchiostoma floridae (Florida lancelet)
Lineage: Eukaryota; Metazoa; Chordata; Leptocardii; Amphioxiformes; Branchiostomatidae
Product: nuclear distribution protein nudE-like 1
Exons: 9
Coding region: 296-1480 (394 amino acids)
Biological process (GO): establishment of mitotic spindle orientation; cell migration; vesicle transport along microtubule
Cellular component (GO): kinetochore; kinesin complex; centrosome
Molecular function (GO): microtubule binding
Source: RefSeq, a predicted model, not a curated record
CUGCAUGAGGUGGAUCAAUCUGUGAAAAGAAUUUCAACACACACGUCACCAAGUUGCGAAUGGAUACAGGAGUAAAGGGGCGCGGAAACCAGGAAGGGGAACCGGAGGUUUGGCUGUGGCGAAGGGCGUUUGAAUUUUCAGACUUUGAAAAUUUGGCCGGCCGGAGAUUCUACGGGAAGUUCGUGACGCACUGUUUUUGCCGCCCAAGGAGAAGGGGAAGUAUUCUUGAAGCUAUUCUGAGGAAAUUGCCUGACAUUUGGGCGUCCUAAGACGUUUAUUCCUUCUCGUGGAAAUCAUGGACGACGAGGAGGUACCGACUUUCUCGAGUCCAGAGGCAGAGAUCAAGUACUGGAAAGACCUAGCGUUGGAAUUAAGACAAAGUGUAAAAGAUGCAAGAGAUGAACUUGACGAAUUCCAGGAGGAAAGUAGAGAGCUGGAAGCUGAGCUGGAAGCACAAUUGGAGCAGGUAGAGGGGAAGAACAGAGACCUGCAAAACUCAUGUCAGCGGCUUCAGAUGGAAGUAGAGUCAUUAAAGGAAAAGCUUGAAAUCUGUCAGAGAGAAAGCCACCAGCAGAUCACACAGUUACAGGACGAUCUGGCUCAGACCAUGGGCAUGAAGGAGGAAAUGGCAAAAUACAUUCGGGAGUUGGAACAGAUCAAUGACGAUCUGGAGAGAGCUAAAAGAGCAACCGUCGUAUCUCUAGAGGAAUUCGAUGGAAGAUUAAAUCAGGCAAUUGAGAGAAAUGCCUUUCUUGAAAGUGAACUUGAAGAGAAGGAUCAGCUAAUGGAGACAAUACAAAGGCUAAAGGAUGAAGCCAGAGACUUGAGGCUGGAGCUUAAUGUACGGCCGACCCCACUGUCGACCAGUAAAGAACAAGCUGGUGAAGAUAAGGAUGAGGAGAAACCAGACAACGAUAAAGUAGAAAGGAGAAGCAGACCAACUCCUAUCAGCAUGCCUGAUAACAGAGCAGUAUUGGAGAAGGGCAUCAGUACAACACCUCCUGUUGGCACGCCACCUCCACUUAGGGAUAGAGGAAGCUUUUCCCAGAUGAAUGGUGCUGCUUCAGGUAGCACACCGCUCACGCCGUCCGCUCGUAUUUCAGCUCUCAACAUUGUAGGAGACCUGCUCAGGAAAGUAGGGGCAUUGGAAUCCAAGCUGGCCUCAUGUAGAAAUUUUGUGAAAGAUCAACCAGGAAGUAGGAGUAGUGGUAGCAAGGGGCCAAAUUCACCCAGUCAGCCGGCUGGCCCCUCCCGGCCAUCAGACAACAUCCUCCUGCCUCUGUGUUCUGUCCUUUCCUGCUGUGAGACCUCUCUUGUUCAGGCCAUAAACACCAUCAAACAUGACUCUCCUGACAGAAAGGGCCAAGCGACUGAACAGAGGGUCGGUGUCCUCCCCCAAUCCACAGGGCCUGGUGAAGAUCACAGUGUGAAUCAAGACACAGUUACUGACCCCAAGAGUUUCUACCAAAUAGCUUUCUAGCUGUAUUCUUACUUAAUUGAGCACGCAUUGCUUUCAUGACUUUAUAACACGUGAUUCCACAAAAUAUAUCCUCCAGCAGAAUACAUUCAGUUGUCAUCUGUGCCUAUUACCACUCAUGGCCAAGCAGACAAAAGUUUUUUUUUGUUUUUUUUCAAAACGCCUACCCCAGCUUUUCAAUAGGGAGGCAGAUGUUCCUAUACCUAAUGUCUAUCAGUUGCCAGGAGAAAAGUUGCUAUUGAAAUAACUGAGCUCCCAUCACAAUGGUAAAAGAUAUUGCCUAAUAUAGGUGGUGUAAAAUCUCCAAUGCCCUUUUCAAUGUGCCAUUCAACAGGGAGGUUUAGGGUUCUCCAGUUUAUGGGGGUCAACUACAACUAUAUGAACCUACAGUUUGGUGAGGAUGUGUGCAGCAUUACUCCGUAUCACUUGCCUCGUUGGGAUGAAU